This is a messenger RNA of Protopolystoma xenopodis, 498 nucleotides long. Lineage: Eukaryota; Metazoa; Platyhelminthes; Monogenea; Polystomatidea; Polystomatidae. The record is from the annotation of a GenBank genome assembly.
AUGAAAAGCUCUACUCAGAACUCGGGCUCUGGAAUAAAAGGUAUCCUCUCAAACCUGAAGCUUAUCACCUUCCUCUCCAACGAUUCACGCCCCAAGGCCCCCCUUAUUUCGCUCUGUAAGGCACUGCAUAGCGGACGCACUAGCAUUCCGGACCUCACGACAGCCGAACAUGUCAACUUCGCUCAGGGAGUUGGCCCAAAAUCGGUGAAACGGACAAACUCAAAUCGGUCCUAUUCUCUGGACAACUUGCCGACGUCUUCAGGUCGGUUGGAACAGCGUCAGGAUAGCGAGUGUACGCUUGAGGAUAGAGCUGUGUAUUGUACCCGCAGAAGAGGAAGUACCGGAGAGCUGGGCCCGGAGACAUCUUCUUUGGAGCCCAGAGAGGAUCCCAUAUUUGGUUUCCAGACAAAGCCAAAAGUGAACUUUUGCGAUCCUCCGGUGAAUCAAUACAAAGGACUCGACUUUGACCCAAGAAUGAUUUACUCGACAGAAUUUUAA